CCCGAAAGAUGACGUGAGGGGAUUUCCACGCGGCUCUUACAUAUCGUUCACAGGGAAAGAGGGCAGUUUCGUGCACCGAGCACCUAAAAUGGUCAUUUCAAGUGCAUGCACAUGAACAUAGAACCGUUACUUCGUUACAACUGCAUGUAGUUUGGCCACGUUUUCGGAUUUAAGACAAUUUAAGAUAAUUUACUAACUGAGGGCCGGGACGUCGAGAGCGGCGGCGCCUCCUCACUCGGUUGGUUUGGUUUCCCCGCAACAAAACUGCUGAACGACAAAUGUGUGUUGAAACGCACGGCGAAGGGAGAUGUAGGUGGAUGGUGAAGAAACCGGGGACACGUCUCUUUUUCGGCACAUAUCAGACUGUAUUGUCAUUAGGAGUUUACCGAAGCAGAGAGAGAGAGCAAGAAUCAUGAAAGAGGCGACGUACAUCGACAACUUGGCAGAGUAACCGUCUAGUCUUUCUCUCUCCGCGUUGAUCCGCCAUCUCGAGAUUCCACAAGCAAGGAAAACUACGUGAAGAAAUUAUCAUUAAAUAAAGUCCAAGACCAUAUCGAGAGGGGACUGACGAAGUGUUUAUGGACAAUGCGCGAUAUGACCACCACCAGGAGCGACACGUCGGAGACCUACCCAGGAGUAGAAUUGGAGAUUAUUGAAGAGUUUUUGAAAGAGAUGAGCGAUACGAGGGUCCAGACACCUGCUCCAGUGUCUCUGCCAGGGCCUCCGCCUCCUCCCCAGAACUCAGACAUCCCCCAUCUCAGUGCCAUGGCAACAGCAAGGGAAGUCCAAGCAGUGCUCGUGUCCAGAGGCGCAUGCCCUCAGCCGUCCAGUCCAUUCUCUCAGUUGAAGUCCUGCACCUCACCCAUGGCCUCACCCAUGUCCAGCCAAGGCGGCUCAUCCAGGAGCGGGCGCUCGAGGGGGGUGGUGGCAGGCCGGUCAGGACCCAUCCUGCGUCAGCACAGGGAAAUUGAACCCCUUGAGAUGUUCCUCGAUGCACCCAAAUGCGUGAUUGUGGAGCAGCCCAAGGAGCGCGGCAUGAGAUUCCGUUACGAGUGCGAGGGCCGCUCAGCUGGGAGCAUCCUGGGGGCCUCCAGCACAGAGGCCAACAAGACCCUUCCUACGGUGGAGAUCCAGGGCAAUUUAAAGCACAUAAAGAAGGUGAAGAUCACUGUGUCCCUGGUGACUAAAGACAUCCCACACCGACCACACCCCCACAGCCUUGUGGGUAAAGACUGUGCUGAUGGUAUCUGCGUUAUAUUCCUCAACCCCCGGACGCACCAGAGGCACAGCUUCACCAACCUUGGGAUUCAGUGUGUAAGGCGAAAAGAGCUGGAUUCUGCCUUGGAGAAGAGAAGGAAGCAGAAGAUAGAUCCUUUUAACACUGACCACUCGAAGAGUAUCGAGGACAUCGACAUGAAUGUGGUGCGGCUGUGCUUCCAGUGUCAGCUGGAGAGGGAGGAUGGCGAGAAGAUCUUCCUGAAUCCGGUGGUGUCCAACCCCAUCUUUGACAAGAAGGCAACCACCACAUCAGAGCUGAAGAUCAACCGCCUAAACCUGGAUCAUGGGCCCUGCACUGGCAAGACGGAGAUCUACCUCCUGUGUGACAAGGUGCAGAAAGAUGACAUUGAGAUCAUCUUUAGCCGGGGCAGCUGGGAGGCAAAGGCGGAGUUUGCGCAGACCGACGUGCAUCGCCAGAUCGCCAUCGUUUUCAAGUCUCCCCCCUACCAGGAGCAGGACAUCACGGAGAAAGUUGAAGUCAAUGUUUUCCUGCGCCGCAUCUCUGACCACAUGGACAGCGAACCUGUCAAGUUCACUUACGUCCCACACAACCCAGAUCCAUAUGAAGUGAACCGCAAACGAAAGAUCAAAACUGACUUGCAGUUUAAAGAGAGGUGCAGUGUGACAGCCGUUCAACACCCUGUUGAAGGGCCCACAUCUCACCAGUUCGACCCGUUCUCCUACGCCCCACCGGAGCCCGCUUACUCAAUGCCAGACCCCCUACAGGAGGGGCUUCUGUCUCGGCCAUCCCAGCCUCUGGAGGAAAUCCAUUACUCUAACUCCGUGGACUUUAAGCAGGAGGAUAAUAUUUUCUCCAGCUUUGAAAUUAACUCUGAGGAUUUACAGCUGCUCUGUAGAACACUUACGCAGAGUAUCGAUGACUCUGCAUUUUCCACCUUAUCUAUGACUGCUUGUCUAGACCCUCAGGUGCCACAGGACUACACUUUCUCUCAGACUGACCUGGACCACACAACCAACCUCAGCUUGACAAACAUGGACCAGAACUUCAACAUAUCCCUGGACAACCGUCUGGAUCUGGAGUUCUACAACGACGUGCAGUUCAAUCAGCACUUCAAUCAGCUGAGCAAUGGGAACCACGUGCCACCGCUGGAGGCCCUACCGCAGGACCCCACUGGCCCUACCUCCCAGGGUUUGUCCCUGGUGAAGACUGAAAGCCAUGUAGACCCAUGAAGACUGACAAGAGGAUGCUGUUAAGGUGUGACUCAAGAUGGUCAUUGAAGAUUAUCAUGUUUAGAGACCUAACCGUUGUCAUUCCACUUACAUUUAAUGCAAUUUGGAAAACCUGCAAGGGUUGGCGAGUGAUCGGUAGCUCUUGAAGUCCACUACACUAUGUACUGUUGGCCCUCUCCGAUCACAGAGGGCAAAGUUGAAGUGAGACUGUCCAAGGCUUUGGGACUUUUUUGCCCUUUUUGUAUAAUGUAAUGCUUAUCAGGUUCAGUUCUGCACUGCCUUCACAUGUUUUCACUGUAGAAACCACAGUUGGAAUGUAGAUGGUGGUGUGUUAUGGCAAUCCUGCGGGACCAGGUGUUAGUAAGUGUCACCAUAAAAUUGACUUGAGGAUAGUGACAAUCAUGCUGAGCUGCAGUCACCUUGUUGCCAAAGAUGGUCGAUCACUGUCGGCAGGGGGACCCUUGCUGGGAGCAGACUUGAACCGAAGAUCAAAAAGCCAUCAAAAUCUGUCAUUCUCCUCACCCGUUACUCUACAAAAAGGAUCCUUUUUUUUACCCUCCGAAUUCUAAAGAUGAAAAAAAGUUCUCUUUCAUGGGAUUUGUACAUGAGAAGGAAUUUAAAAUAUUGUACCUACUGACUGAACGGUGAUGUGAAAUUCCAAAACCUUUUCAUUGGGAGUCCUGUUUAAAAGUGCUGUUUUGUUUUCUGGCAUAUUUCAACUCUUCACUCUUUCACUAUCCAUUUUUAUUAGAAAUUGUAGCGAAACAAGAUAUUAGGUUAACUGAAGCUGAUUGAACAGGAUUAAGUAUUUAAUUCUUGAGUCAUUGUGAUUACAGUUGGCUUCAUUAUUAGCUUGGAAUAUUUUACAGAUGUCAUACAGUAGUUAAAGAAAGCAUAUGUAAUAACAUUACAUGCGGUUGUCAGUUCCCACAAAUGGCUUGAUCUUGUAUUUCACAGUGCAAAGAAUAUGAGCCAUGUUGUCAGAGAAGCUACAGCAACUAGGCACUGUAGUUCAUCCACUGUAUGUAAAACUCUUUGUAAAUGUUGUUAAUAUGUGAUGUUUUAGUGUGUUUGCAUUAUAUGAUUUAUGACUUGGCUGUUCUGUCAUACUUAGCUUCCUUGUCACUGUUGAUAGUUUCUU
Scleropages formosus (Asian bonytongue) is the source of this 3610-nucleotide messenger RNA. It is a transcript of the gene relb, whose product is annotated as v-rel avian reticuloendotheliosis viral oncogene homolog B. Gene Ontology annotation, molecular function: RNA polymerase II cis-regulatory region sequence-specific DNA binding; DNA-binding transcription factor activity, RNA polymerase II-specific. The transcript has 11 exons. Gene Ontology annotation, cellular component: nucleus; cytoplasm. NCBI's taxonomy places the organism in Eukaryota, Metazoa, Chordata, Actinopteri, Osteoglossiformes, Osteoglossidae. The record is from RefSeq and is a predicted model, not a curated record. Gene Ontology annotation, biological process: positive regulation of transcription by RNA polymerase II; response to cytokine; innate immune response. The coding region runs from base 586 to 2469 and encodes 627 amino acids.